CCGGAGACUCCUCCGCCCCUUUCCCCGAGCAGCUCCGCGCGCUGGGCUCCUGCUCUCUCACGCGACGGCUACUCGAGGGCGCUCGGUCCACAUUCCAGUCGACGGUGCACGUGCGAGGUGACCGUGCGCCGCGCGCGAGGUCUCGUGAUUUAGCAGAUACCAUGCGCUUCGGUACAGGAGCACAGUGGAGAAAAUGCAGCGCACGCGACAUGGUCCAGCAUGCCAUGAAGUGAAGAAGAGGCGCACUUCAGCAGACCAGUUCUGAGGCCCCGGUGUACAGUCCAUAAAUCUCCCUCAUCACCCCCACACGCUCUCGUGUAUCCCUCCACCAGCCCAGCGGCAACGGAUGAAAAUGACCACGCAGAGGAGGCACUUAGUCAAGGAGUUCAACCACUUCAUCACCUGCUACAUGUGUAAAGGAUACCUGAUCAAGCCCACCACCGUAACCGAGUGCCUGCACACCUUUUGUAAAAGUUGCAUCGUCCAGCAUUUUGAAGACAGCAACGAGUGUCCUAAAUGCGGCAUCCAAGUCCAUGAAACAAAUCCACUUGAAAUGUUAAGGUUGGACAACACUUUAGAAGAAAUCAUAUUCAAGCUUGUGCCUGGCCUCCGAGAAAAGGAACAACAACAGGAGAUUGAAUUCUGGAAAAAGAACAAGUCAAAAGAAAACUGUGACGAUGAUGGCCCCCUGUGUAAGAAGGUGAAGGUGGCCGACGAGAACAGUGACGUGGGCGAUGGAGACUACCACAGGGGCGACCCACAGAUAGCCAUCUGCUUAGACUGUCUGCGCAACAACGGCCAGCUGGGAGAGAACAUCGUGAAGGGCUUAAUGAAGAAAUUUAUCCGCUGCUCCACUCGAGUCACUGUUGGAACAAUCAAAAAGUUCUUAAGUCUGAAGUUAAAGCUUCCAAGCUCUUAUGAGCUAGAUGUUCUAUGCAAUGGUGAAAUCAUGGGAAAAGAUCACACCAUGGAAUUCAUCUACAUGACAAGAUGGAGGCUUCGUGCUGAAAACGUCUAUCCAAUGGUACUUGAAUAUCGGCCCCGGAUCGACUUUGGCUAGACAGACUCCUGCACCCUCCUAGCCCGUUACAGGUGGAGCAGUGAAUGGACGUGACUCACAGGAGCAGCACCACCACAUCACUGUUCACCCUUAAUCUCUCAUUUGAGGUCUUUCUUUCAUGUAUCCUUAAUCCCACCCUCUUCUUGAACUUUCUUAGCCCUUAAAUGUCCAGCCACAGCAGGGACCAUAAGUGUUUGGACGCUUGGUGACUCCUGCCUCAGUCUAGUCUGCGGGUAUGAUGCUUGUUCGCCAUUGGUCUCUCGUUCCGUUUCGUGGUUCGUCGGCAGGACUGAUGACAUGCGGAGUGGUCGGGUCAGGGGCCCGAGGAAAUUCACACGCCACAGGAGAACUGAACUCUUAAGUGCAUUCAACUGUCACGUCAACUUCAACUGUCCUUAUAGUAGUGCCUUUUCCCACACAUUCUGUUUUGGCGACGUUAGUGGUUUUUGUACAGAUACUUAACAUUUGAGCUUUGUUCAUAGCCAGUAAGAAAACACAGUAAGUGUCUUAUGAGCCCUCAACAUGUUCUAUUUUGAUUAAAAUCAGUUAAUUCUGUCAAUAUCGUUCUCAUAUCACAUUGUCUAGAAAGCUGCUACUCUAGGAGACCCAUAAAGGACGAGUCUACAGUGUCUACUGGGCUUUGGUCCAACAAUACCUUUGGAACAAAAAAGUAAACCAAGUUAGCAGUGAUGAAGAAUGUACUUAAAGCUUUCAUUAAAGUAGAAGUAACCUCAUCAAA
This is a messenger RNA of Electrophorus electricus (electric eel), 1799 nucleotides long. It is a transcript of the gene pcgf5b, whose product is annotated as polycomb group ring finger 5b. Lineage: Eukaryota; Metazoa; Chordata; Actinopteri; Gymnotiformes; Gymnotidae. The record is from RefSeq and is a predicted model, not a curated record.